AUGGGUAAAGCAAUGAAUCCAAAUGAUAGCUAUGAGGAAACAAAGUACGAUACAUCAUAUGGUCUACGGUCUUCCGAUAUGUCUCCAUGUUUACCUCUUGAUUUAUCCAUGAAAAAGAAAUCUUUUCAAUAUCCUGAUGUACCAACAUCCCCUUUAGAUUUAUCUAUAAAAUCUGAACCAAUCAUUAAUCGACAAAUGUCAGUAGCUGAUCCACGUCUACCUCCAGAAAUUCUCAAACAACCAAAACCAGACUGGCAUUAUCGAAGUAUAAAAGAUCUUGCAAGUAAUCAUCUUCCUUACUUAGCUGGCGAAGGCCCACAACGUACACCAGUUCGAGUCACAGUCCCCCCUAAGACGUCUGCCAGAGAAAUGUAUCUUGCUAUUGGAAUCCUAACUGUAGAAAAUGAACUUCAUCCCUCGAAAGUAAUUGUACCAGCAAAAACAACAGUCAAUUCAGGGUAUCUAUCUCAUGACAAUAAUCUUAAUUGUUUACAAUUCGACGGAAAUUCAUCGGAUUAUUUUGAUCGAAAUCAUAGAUGCAUUUAUUCAAAAAUUAGUUUAGAAGAACAUGUAGCAGGACAUAAAGAUAUAAGAGUUCAUAUGUUCAACUUAUAUCAAAGUCAAGUGAUAACGAAAGAAAUUAUUAUAAGACAACAACUUGAUCGAUGCAAAUUAAGUUUUUACUUAUGUAUUCGUGAAAAUGGAGAAUAUAUACCAACUUCUUUGCCUGCAUUUUCUAAUAUUAUUAAAGAAACAAAAAUGAAAUCUCAACCUCGUAUAUCUAAUAGAAUCAAUCAAUUAACAAUAUCACCUAUGUCAAAUUCCGACUUUUAUGACUCUUCCACCCAUCAGGAUACUACAGAUGAAGAUAAUAGUUAUUAA
Messenger RNA from Adineta steineri, 882 nucleotides. The record is from the annotation of a GenBank genome assembly. Lineage: Eukaryota; Metazoa; Rotifera; Eurotatoria; Adinetida; Adinetidae.